AUGGUUCUGGGCCAAGAUAUUAUUUUGUUGCUUGAUGAGAAUGAGUCGUUGCACUUGGAAAAUGGUAGCAUGCGUGAUGAGUUCAAGACAAUAUAUGAUCUGAUUAAGCCGUUUGUGGUGUCAUCUAAAGGGGUUGCUCAUAACGUGAAAUUGUUUCAUAACCGACAUGUGGAGCUUGUGGGAAAAGUUGUUGAGUUGGAGAAAUUCAUGCCGAAUGUGGAUAAGGUGGAUAAGGAGGUUUCGAUGUUAAAGGCCACUUUAGCAUCUCUCGAGUUAGAGAAAACCAAUUUGUUAGAUAGAAUCGAUAUGCUAGAGCAUGACGUUCAGAAGCUAAAAGGUGACCUAAGUGAGUCCGCCCUGCGAAAUACUGAUUUGCAAGCAAGAGUUGUAGGACUAGAGGGUCAACUAAGCAAAAUGAAUGAAAAUGUGUCUUGGGCUAACCGUGAUCUACAAUCCAUUUGUGUGGAAUUUGGAAGGAGAGAAGGUUGUGAGAUGAUGAACAUUGAGUUUAAGAUGGGACUUCAUGAAACCGAUUUUUCAUUAUAUGACCCUUCAUGCAUGCAGAAAAUGGAAGAAGCCUUUUCAGCUUUGUUUUGUGAUGGCUAUUUAUCUAAGUUUGCUUUUCCUUUGACAAGUGUUGAUCAGUUGCGUAUGUUGGUUGAGCGUGAUGGUGGUAAUGGUGCUUCUACGAGUGGUCAUGGUAGGCACAACGAGUUGUGA
Molecule: messenger RNA, 720 nt
Organism: Lactuca saligna
Lineage: Eukaryota; Viridiplantae; Streptophyta; Magnoliopsida; Asterales; Asteraceae
Source: the annotation of a GenBank genome assembly